This is a messenger RNA of Acanthochromis polyacanthus (spiny chromis), 3964 nucleotides long. It is a transcript of the gene wdr4, whose product is annotated as WD repeat domain 4. The record is from RefSeq and is a predicted model, not a curated record. The transcript has 11 exons. Gene Ontology annotation, cellular component: tRNA methyltransferase complex; nucleus; cytosol. Bases 67 to 1317 code for a protein of 416 amino acids. Lineage: Eukaryota; Metazoa; Chordata; Actinopteri; Pomacentridae. Gene Ontology annotation, biological process: RNA (guanine-N7)-methylation. Gene Ontology annotation, molecular function: tRNA (guanine(46)-N7)-methyltransferase activity; protein binding.
UAUAUUGCGCGCGACCAAACACGGUUGUCCGCGUCCGCGUGGGCUGCCGUCGCAUGUCACACAAUCAUGACUUCUGCGGCGUUCUGUGGAGAGUGGUUUGUUUUCACCUGCGACAAGAAACUCGUAGCAAUUCACAGCAAAGAGACCAGAGAACCGUUUGUGUUUGACUGCAGCACUGCUGAGAAGAAGCCAAAGAACAUAAAGGAUGACGACAACAGCAGUCAGGGCGGUGCCACAGAGGAAACUGGAAGUGACAAAGUCCUCGCCUUUGCCGUGUCUCCAUCUGGAAAUCUGGUGGCAUUGACUGAUGACACCAAGAGACUGGCUCUGUUUCACUGUGAGCCAUCAUGGCGUUUCAUCAACAUCACGUGGGUGGUGAGGAGAUGUACGUCCUUGGUAUUUAGUCAGGCUGAGGACGAGCUGCUGGUAGCUGACAAAUCUGGAGAUGUGUACUCUUUCUCAGUUGUGGAGCCACACAGGGAGGGCAAGCUGAAGAUGGGCCACCUGUCCAUGUUGCUAGCUGUGACCAUAUCGCCGGACAACAAGUACAUCAUCACAGCUGACCGUGAUGAGAAGAUCAGAGUUAGCCACUUCAGGUCUCCGUAUGUCAUCCAGUCCUUCUGCCUGGGACAUCAACAGUUCGUCAGUGCCCUGCACAUCCCAUCAGGACAUCCACAUUGGCUGCUGUCUGGAUCAGGGGAUGGAACAGUGAAGCUUUGGGAGUAUGAGUCCGGCCGCAGGCUGCAGAGCUGGGACCUCAGACAGUUUGGAGAGACACCAAACUGUGAGGCUGACAAAGAGAAGAAUCCAACUGUGUGCCGAAUCAUUAGCUCCCCUGAUGGACGCCAUGUCGCUGUGCAGUGUGAAAGAAUGUCCACAGUUCAGUUUUUCACUCUGUGCAAGGAAGGCAAAGAGACUCUUGUGCCACACAGCAGACUGUCCCUGCCUCACUGUCCCCUGGACAUGACCUUUGACUUGGAAGGACAGCUCUGGGUAGUCAUGGACUCCAAUGAUGCGCCACUCCAAGUCUACACACUCAGACAAAGCACCUGGCAGUGUGAUACUCAGAACCCAGACCUUAACAGAGUGAUUGAAGCCUUCAUGCCACACUGGGAGUCUCUUGAGGCCUCCACAAGGAAGAACAACCGCUUUGAGCACCUGUACAAAGUGGGCUUUGACAAUGUGGCAGAAUACAAGCAAAAGAAGCAGCAGAGACUAGAGGAGCAACAGCUGAAGAGGACGAUGGCUCAGAAGGCAAAUGGCAAUAAGAAGACCAAGAGAGAGGCAUCGGAAACUCCUACCAAGCCAUCUGUCUGAAUGAACACCUUGAAGAUAGCGCCAUUAUUUCCUUUAUACUUGAUGUUUUGAGUGAUAGAUCUGAGUUGACUGUGCGCUGGUGGAGUAUUUGCAUUGUGUGCAUCACCUCAUGUUCCCCGUAGAUGAAUUUUUUGUUUGGGUAAAAUUUGUCAGAUUUUUUUUUUUUUUUUUGCAGCUACUAUUGAACUUAGGCUUCUGUACCUGCCAUCAUUAUUGAAUGAAACGUGCUGUUUGUGAGUGUGCAAAUUAUGCUCUCCUCUCACACUUGCAACUGCUCUUCGAUGUGUACUUGUUACUUAUUUCUGAAGCAUUACGUUCCGUGUACAGAGUUGAUGCAGCUCAUAAAUUUGGAUUUGCAGAAUGUGUGAGCAGUAUCCUGUUUGUGGAGGGUAACAUAAUUACCUGCACGAGCACAUUCCAUGAGUAGCAAUUAGGAGAAGGCAGGCGAGUAGUAGUGUAAAGUUUCCCUUGGUCUUUUUCUACAGCAGCAAUUUUGACUAGAGUGUAAGCUCAGGUUUUACUAAGAACAUCAACUCUGUUCCAUUCAGGUGAGUUGGCAUGCACAAUAGCAGAGCUGUUCCUGAGUCCACUGGUCAUUGAAAAAGUGACUUAAAAGCGGACUAGAUAACUAAUUUUACUUUGUGAGACUGAAGAACAUACUUAAAAUUCAACUCUGCAUUCAGUUUGCAGAAUUCAGAUUCUGUCACACUGCCAAAUAUUUGGAUCAUGAAGAGUGAAAGUGAGCAGAUCCACAGAACUCAAUCAUAGACUAUAUAAGAAAGGCGGACAUUGCUACUGUGACAUAACAUAUUUGUUUUUGCCACAGACUGCAUCAGAAAAGUCUAUCUUAUCUGUAUAUUCUUUGUAUAGUCUAUAGGCCAGUUGCUACAUUCAUCCUCCUUAUACAGUCUAUGAGCUGAAUCAGCUGAUGAGCAUCUGUAGUAUAGAAUCACAAAGGAUGUGUCUCCUGCUGUACAAAGUGAAACCAAAACCUUCUGGACAGUGUUACUUCUAGUGGAUCCCUGAUAUAGAGGUUUCUACAGGACUGAAGCAUCAGGACAUUUUUUUUGUUCAGUUAAGAGUAGCGUUUUGUAAGCUAAACAGUUUUCAACUAGUUAGCUAAUACAACAAGUAGCCUAAUGUGAGCUAUGUGGAAAAAAGCAGGAGAUUGGUAGCUCAGAUUUUUUUUUCAGUUAUUUGGAGAAGUCAUUCACUUAUACUGCUGUUCUUUGUAUUAUUAUUGGAGUAUAUUUUUGGAGUAUUUUGUAAAUCAACAAAUGAUGAGAAGACUUAUAUUCUAAGUGAAAUCUAUAGCUUUAUGCUGAGCUUUUAUGAUGUGUGACACGAUCAAAUGGAUAAGUCUGUACUUACAGCUGCAAUAUGUAAUAAGUGAUGACAGAAGAUCAUUUUUAUUUGAGAGAACCUGCCAGAAAAUGUCUUCCCAGUCAAACAUCUUCCCAGUCCAGCUUGAUCUCUCCAAUGAGCUUGUCACUCUUACCGUUUUGGAGAAUGGGUCAGAAGAAGGGUCUUUUUUCCAAACUGCUGAACCCAGGCAUUCAGGCCAAGCUUGCAAAUCGUGGUCUCUCUUGCUUGCUUCUGCCCACAGCGAAUGAAGCCGACACCAAUUAUGGAGCUUUUGGAUCCUCCUGAUUUUGAAAGAAAAAUUACUUUUCUAAAACCUUGUGCUGGUGUGUUAUUACAUUUAAGAUAUUUAGUUUUCCAUAUUUUGCCAAUGUGCAGUGUGCUCUGUUAGUGUAUAAUGGCUCUAACUUAGUAUGACAUAGCUUAGUUUACUUAUUUCUCAAAUUGAAAAAAGGCUAAUGUCACAAUAUUAGAUUUGCAGAUAUUUUCAUAGCAUUUUCAUUGCACUGAAACAGCCCUUCUCAAAGUCACCAACGACAUCCUCCUCUCUGCAGACUCUGGCCUCCUCAUCAUGCUCGACCUCACUGCAGCCUACAACACCAUCAACCACUCCAUCCUCCUCUCCUGCCUGGAAUCACUCAGCAUCACCUGGAUCAGGUCAUAUCUUUAAAACAGACAACAAUUCAUCAGCAUCAAUAACUGCCCCUUCUCUGUCAGUCCUCUGCUGCAAGACGUCCCUCAGGGUUUGGUGCUUGGUCCCCGCCUGUUCAUCCUCUACAUCCUCCCUCUUGGCAAUAUCAUCCGCAAACAUGGUCUCCACUUUCACUGCUAUGCUGACGGCAUUCAGAUCUAUAUUUCAACCAAAUCCAUCUCCCCAACAACCUGCUCCACCCUGACCAACUGCCUGAGUGAAAUAAAAACGUGGAUGCAAAAUAACUUUCUUCAACUGAACUACAACAAAUUAGACAUGAUAAUCAUCGGCCUCAAAUCCCUCACAAAAAACACUGACAGCUUCACCCUGACCACUGAUAACUCCACUCUGUCCCCAUCACCUCACAUCUGUAAUCUGGGACUCAUUCUUGAUAGCAACCUCACCUUCCAACAACACAUCAACCAGAUCACCCAGACCGCCCUCUUUCACCUCAAGAACGCACACACAAGUCACUCUCCUUCCCUGCUGCUGAAACCCUCAUCACACCCUUAUCACAUCCUGAAUUGAUUACUGCAACAGCUUUCUUUAUGGUUCAUCCUCAAAAUUCCUCAAUAAACUUCAGUAUAUCCAGAA